AUGGCGACAGCUGCAGGGCCAGCCGAUUCAUCAUCCACCGGCCAGCCUGGCCAUGAACAGCCGCUGCUGCUGACUGCCGCCCGAAGCCCCUCGAUCCCGCUCAGAGACAGCUGGCACUCGGUCCUGCCACCGCUGCCUCGGCAACGCUCGCCUCUCGUUCGCUCGUCCUCGCCCCGACACCUCUCCGCUGCAUCCUCGCCCCCGGCCACGAGGACGACACACGUUUCCCUCGACUCCAAAUUCUCAACGCCCAUCGGCCCGCGAAGCCCAUCUUCGGCUCAGCCGCAGUCCCAUCACUUCGAUAGCGACUUCAACCCUCCCUUCGAUUGGGGUGAUGAUAGCGCCGACGAGUUCCCCCUCAUCAUGUCUGCUAACUCCAUGCACGACGCACCGUUCGACGACCAACUCCUCAGCGUCUUUGCCGACAACGAUUUCUCCUCACCCUCGAGCUAUCCGUCCUUCCUGAACCCACUUCCCGCCACAAGCCCGCAGGCAGACCAGGACUCGGGUCAGCACCAACUCGCCACCACGCACGAUACCGGCUCUGGCCCCCACUCCCGCCGUCCCUCGCUCUGCCUUGGGUUCCUGGCCUCUCCCUCACGAUCCACAACUCGCAGCGCAGGAAUUUCCCAAAAUACGCUUUUUACAAACGGCUUUGGCGAUCAAGAUUUGUCGUCCGAGGGAGCGCAGAGCGUCGGGAUGCCUUCUGCCUCGUCCCGAGACGUCUUGAAUGCUCUCGACCGAGCGCCCGCUCCAAAGAGGCGGCGGUUGUCCAGGACUGGAAGCCGUCAGGCACAGCUCGAGCCGCUCGCUUUACCAAUCCCGCCAGACGACGACGAUCUAUUCGCCGACAACGAAAAGCUCGAAGAGCUCGACGACAUGAACGGGCUGACCACCAUCGACCUGACCGAGGCCAAUGAGGUCCCAGAGGAACUGAAGAAGCCCAAAGUAGACAACCGGGUCAAGAUCUCUGCCUUCCAGUGCGCAAUCUGCAUGGACGAUGUCACGACCCUCACGGUCACGCACUGUGGCCAUCUGUAUUGCCAGCAGUGCCUUCAUUCGUCGCUCAAUGUGGAUUCGACAAAGGGAAAAUGCCCCAUGUGUCGCACCAAGAUAGAUAUGAAGUCCCGCUCGUCGUACAGCAUGAAGACCAAGGGGUUCUGGCCGCUCGAGCUGAAGCUCAUGACCACAACCAGCAAGGGCAAGCGGAAGGCGGCUUCCACGCCGUGA
Molecule: messenger RNA, 1230 nt
Organism: Hirsutella rhossiliensis
Lineage: Eukaryota; Fungi; Ascomycota; Sordariomycetes; Hypocreales; Ophiocordycipitaceae
Product: zinc finger, c3HC4 type (RING finger) domain-containing protein
Exons: 2
Coding region: 1-1230 (409 amino acids)
Source: RefSeq, a predicted model, not a curated record